CACACACACACACAGACACACAUCCUCCCCCCCGGCGUGGACAGGUGAGCCGGCCACGGCGAGAUGGCCGCCCUCGCCAGCUCUCUGAUCCGGCAGCGCAGGGAGGUGAAGGACCCCCAGGCCAGCCGGCAGAUCUCCAGCAAGCGCAAGCCCUGCCCCAAGAGCAACAAGUCUCUGUGCCAGAAGCAGAUCCUCAUCCUCAUCUCCAAAGUUCGACUGUGUGGAAACCGAGGGCGCAAGCUGGAGAAGAGACCUGAGCCUCAGCUGAAGGGCAUUGUCACGCACCUCUACUGCCGGCAUGGAUUCUACCUCCAGAUGUUACCAGACGGCAGCAUGGAUGGCACAAAGGACGAGAGCAGCUCCUUUUUGCUGUUCAACUUGAUUCCUGUGGGCUUGAGGAUAGUGGCCAUCCAGAGCACUAAGACAGGCCUGUACAUCGCCAUGAACAGUGAGGGCUACCUCUACAGUUCGGAGCACUUCACGCCAGAGUGUAAGUUCAAAGAGAGUGUGUUUGACAACUACUAUGUGACAUACUCGUCCAUCCUGUACCGGCAGACACAGUCGGGCCGGGCCUGGUACAUCGGCAUUAACCGUGAUGGGCAGGUCAUGAAGGGCAACCGGGUGAAAAAGACCAAAGGUGCAGCCCACUUCCUGCCCAAGCUCAUCGAAGUGGCCAUGUACAGGGAGCCUUCACUGCAUGAUAUCGGCGAGCAAAGCCCUCCACGGAAAACGGCCAAAACCUCAGACUCCCCUGUCCACAGUAACAUGAAUGACCCACCGCCUCCCAAAACUUGUGCUUCCUAGCAACCGGAGGAGCACAACCUGCCACACACACCAACAUGCAAAGGACCACGGCAUAGACUUGAUAUAAACACUGAUUAAAGUCCUGCAGCUGACAUUGAAAACUUCGUCACCCACCUGCCAGAUGGACCCAUUGCCCACUGUACCUUUCUUCUGCUGUUGUCUUCCUGUUUGAGGCUGGGAAUGUUUGAGCAAUAAGAACCCUGAGCUGUUGGUGUGGGCAUCACGCAGGAGAAACAGGCCAUAUGUGACUGAAAGUCCUUUCAGAUUUUUCUCCCUUUUUUAAAUCGACUCCCUCACUGAGGGAAAUCCACUACCCCAGCUGCACCCCUAAUCAGAGAGGUGUAUGACAUUGGACGUUCUGAGCGCUGACAGGUCCCGAGGAUCGCUGGCAUUGUUUUGGAAGCUAUGUGCGUGUGAUCUGAUCUUGCGUGAUAGCUCAGAACCCCUGCAAACGCCCCCUCCCCACCAUCUCUAUGCCGAAGA
Electrophorus electricus (electric eel) is the source of this 1287-nucleotide messenger RNA. It is a transcript of the gene fgf11a, whose product is annotated as fibroblast growth factor 11a. Lineage: Eukaryota; Metazoa; Chordata; Actinopteri; Gymnotiformes; Gymnotidae. Gene Ontology annotation, molecular function: growth factor activity. The record is from RefSeq and is a predicted model, not a curated record.